AUGGAUCAGAGUAAAGAUACACCGGCAGUUAAAACUCCAAUGGUUUACAUUUGUGGAGAAUGCCGGCAUGAAAAUGAAAUUAGACCCAGAGAUCCUAUUCGUUGUCGUGAGUGUGGAUAUAGAAUAAUGUACAAAAAAAGAACAAAAAGAGUUGUUGUGUUUGAUGCUAGAUAA
Molecule: messenger RNA, 174 nt
Organism: Pediculus humanus corporis (human body louse)
Lineage: Eukaryota; Metazoa; Arthropoda; Insecta; Psocodea; Pediculidae
Product: DNA-directed RNA polymerases I, II, and III 7.0 kDa polypeptide, putative
Exons: 2
Coding region: 1-174 (57 amino acids)
Biological process (GO): DNA-templated transcription
Cellular component (GO): RNA polymerase III complex; RNA polymerase I complex; RNA polymerase II, core complex
Molecular function (GO): zinc ion binding; DNA binding; DNA-directed RNA polymerase activity
Source: RefSeq, a predicted model, not a curated record